ACAACUAGUCAACUUGUUACUUUUCGUUAUCCACUUUCCAUAGAAAAUUUGUGUUAGCCUAAUAAUUCCAAUAUACUGUUAUACCUUUUCUGUGUUUCCUCUUGAUGUUUGGUUUUGGAAGAUCAAAAUUAAAAACAAGAGGAAUGUAUAUCUUUCCAAGGAUAAGGACAAUCGUAUUUGUGAUGUACUAUUAUUACUACUACUUAUUUUCAGUUGAUUAUGCUGAUUCCAGGUGCACAGAGGGCUGUGCCUUAGCUUUAGCUUCAUAUAGUAUCUCGUUAUCUGGUGAUCUUGAUUCUUACAUUAGUAACAUAGCCUACAUCUUCUCGAACAUCUCUAUCCCUGAAUUCCGUAACUAUAACCCAAGUAUCUUAAACGCCAUUGGAAAUCUUGAUGGCAAAUACCGGGUUAACGUACCCUUCUCCUGUGACUGCCUUAAUAAUGGCGACUACUUGGGCCACGUCUUUACAUACCCUGUUUACUCUGGGUGCACUUAUGAUUAUGUAGCAAGCGAAUAUUCCAAUUUGAUAACUGGAGAGUGGCUGAGUAGGAUUAACAAUUACCCGGAAAUGACAGCAUUGAACGUCAUAGUGAAUUGUUCCUGCGGGAACCAACAUGUCUCCAAGGAUUAUAGUUUGUUCCUCACGUAUCCAAUGUUUCCAGGGGAAAAUUUGACGUCAAUAGCUUUGGCGACAAAAACAAGUUCAAAAUUGGUCCAAAUGUACAAUCCAGGCGUCAAUUUCAGUGCUGGCACUGGCCUGCUCUACAUUCCAACCAGAGAUAAAUUUGGGAACUAUCCACCUAUGCCAACCAGCAAAGGCUCAUCAGGUAAAUUUAUUGCUGGAGUGGAAGUAGCAUCACUAGUUGCAGUAGCUGGAGUUGCAUUACUCAUAUGCAUCAUUUACCUGGGAUUUUAUAGAAAGAAGGCACAAAAGAUUGUGCCACAAAUCUCAGCAACUGCUGAUCAAUCGCAUCUAUCUGGCUUCUUGGGCAUAGCUGUGGACAAAUCUACGGAGUUCUCAUACAAAGAACUUGCUGAAUCGACUAAUGGCUUUAGCAUUUCUAAUAAGAUUGGAGAAGGUGGCUUUGGAACUGUUUAUUAUGCUGAGCUGAGAGGAAAGGCAACAGCAAUAAAGCAAAUGAAUAGGCAGGCAAAAACUGAAUUUCUUGCUGAACUGAAAAUUUUGACGCGUGUUCAUCACUUGAACCUGGUGUGCUUGAUAGGAUAUUGUGUUGACAGGUAUCUCUUCCUUGUAUAUGAGUUCAUUGACAAUGGUAAUCUAAGCCAACAUCUACGUGGGAGGGACACACUGCCAUGGUCAACGAGGGUGCAAAUCGCACUAGAUUCUGCCAGGGGUCUAGAAUAUAUACAUGAACACACCGUUCCUGUCUAUAUCCAUCGUGAUAUUAAAUCAGCAAAUAUCCUGAUAGACAAAAACUUCCAUGCAAAGGUUGGAGAUUUUGGCUUGACGAAACUGGUUGAAAAUGGAAAUUCAACUAUACCUACACGUUUUAUGGGUACAUUUGGGUACAUGCCACCAGAGUAUGGUCAUUCAGGAAUUAUCUCAUCUAAAAUAGAUGUCUAUGCUUUUGGCGUUGUCCUUUAUGAACUAAUUUCGUCAAAGGAAGCGGUAGUCAAGGAAGAUGGUAUAGAUGAAGCAAGAAGCCUUGUUGCAUUGUUUGCAGAAGCUCAUAAUCAUCCAAAUCCAAUUGAAGGCAUUUCCAGAUUGAUAGACCCCAAACUCGAGGAUAACUACCCUUUUGAUUCAGUCCAAAAGAUGAUACAGCUUGCUAAUGCUUGUACAGAGAAAGAUCAUGAGAUGCGGCCGACUAUGAGAUCUGUAGUGGUUGCACUUAUGGCACUCUCACCAUCAAUAGAGGAUUGAUAAUCUGACGUUCAGGGUUGGUCCUGCAGUGUUUCAUUGAUAUGAGUUUCUUGAAAUCAAGAGCUUAGUUUCAACUUCUGUAAAAUUACUUUUCCUAUUAAGAUCACUUUCCAGUGUUUAUUAAGAAAAAUAAAAAAUCACAGACUAGUUUCAGAAAGUUGUUGACACUACUGCUAUUUUUUUGAGUUUUGAACUGCUACUCUCAUGGUGAAAACAUGAAGACAAACAUCUUCAAGAUAAAACAAGUGAAAAGCUUAAGGUAUUGAAAUUUCUCCUCCAAGUA
Messenger RNA from Solanum tuberosum (potato), 2169 nucleotides. Its product is annotated as chitin elicitor receptor kinase 1-like. The record is from RefSeq and is a predicted model, not a curated record. Gene Ontology annotation, molecular function: ATP binding; transmembrane receptor protein kinase activity. Lineage: Eukaryota; Viridiplantae; Streptophyta; Magnoliopsida; Solanales; Solanaceae. The transcript is spliced from 12 exons. Bases 105 to 1886 code for a protein of 593 amino acids. Gene Ontology annotation, biological process: protein phosphorylation; innate immune response.